CCGUUGUCAACCCACUCUCGUCGCUGGUCGUCUCUUCGCAGUUCAGCAUGACCGACGAGGAAACGAGCAAUCUUCUUCAAUGAUGAUCUGCACCAGCUAACAGCAUCCGCAGCACCCCUGCUAGACUGCGACCCACCACCGGCUACCGCGCGCACCGCGUUGCUCUGCCGUCAGCUGCCCAGCGUGACUGGCUUACUGCCGAUUGCGUCCGUCCGCCGCACUUGCAAACUGGGAAAAAAUUCCGGUUGCCUUCUUUCCGAUUCACUACUCAUCUAGGUUGAAGUUGAAUCAAGCUACAGCUAAACUCUGGAAUGCAAAGUUCACCACAAAAUCUGCUUCUACUGCUGCAACAUUUCCUUAGCCAUGCUAAACAAGUGAAGCAGAUCCACUGCCACCUCACCACCGCAGCACACCUCCGCUGUACAACUGAAUGGGCCAAUACCCUCCUCUACAACACCCUGAUACGUGCAUACCUAGGGUUUGCACAACCCACCACCACUCUCAUCCUCUUCACCCACAUGCUUGCCCAUCAAGCCCCACCCAACAGUCACACCUUCCCUUCGCUCACAAAAGCCGUCUCUCUCCUCCGAACCAAUUGGACUCCUCUUCUCAGCAGACCGCUUCAUGCUCAAGCCCUCAAGCGUGGGGCAUCUUCUGACCCUUUUGUACAGACUUCAUUCCUUGGGAUGUACUCGUUGUUGGGUGACCUGGGAAGUGCAUGCAAAGUUUUUGAUGAAGUUCCGGAACCGUGUGUUGUGGCUUAUAAUGCUAUGCUUGACGCGUGUGGGAAGAAUGGGAAUAUGGGUCUGGCCGUUAUAACUUUUUCUACCAUGCAAGAAAGAGACAUUUGUUCUUGGACGAGCAUGAUCAACGGGUACGCGAUAAAUGACUGCUUUGAGGAGGCCAUGAAGUUUUUCAAGAAAAUGAUGUCCCAUGAUGAUGUAAUCGCUGGCUCAUUGAAACCCAAUGAGGCCACUUUCGUUAUCGUUUUAUCAUCAUGCGCCAACAUAGAUAACACCUCAACAUUGUAUCAAGGUAAGCAAGUUCACGGUUAUAUGGUGAAGAACGUGGAGUUGAGCAAAUUCAUGGCAACUGCGUUGAUAUCUUUCUAUGGGAGAUUGGGCUGUUUGAAUUAUGCAAAGAAAGUAUUUGAUUCACUAAAAGUCAAAGAAGUAUGCACAUGGAAUGCUAUGAUCUCGGCCUUUGCUAUGAACAGCAGAGAUGAACAAGCACUGGAUACAUAUGAGACAAUGAAGUCUAAGGGGACGAAACCAAAUGAGUUAACCUUAGUUGCGGUUCUUUCUGCUUGUGCACAUGCAAAACUUGUGGAAUUCGGUUUGGAAGUUUUUGAUGCAAUGUCCGGAGAACUUAAGGUUGAACCUAAGAUGGAACACUAUGGUUGCAUUGUGGAUCUCUUAGGAAGGGCUGGUCUUGUGAAAGAGGCGUAUGAGUUUGUAAAAAGGAUGCCUUUUGAAGCGGAUGCCUCUGUUUUGGGAGCUCUUUUAGGAGCCUGUAAGGUUCAUGGACAGGUUGAGAUGGGAAAUGAAGUGGGGAAACUGUUGCUGAACUUGCAACCAAAGAAGUGUGCAAGAUAUGUGUUGUUGUCAAGUAUUUAUGCCGGGGCUGAGAGAUGGGAUCACGCUGCUGCCUUGCGAAGAGAAAUGGUUGAUGCCAGGAUUGAGAAAGUUCCUGCUUAUAGUGUGAUUCACUGAGGAUGCGGGUUUGCCCUUAUAUCUGCAAAGUAUUUGGGUUUGGAGAUUUUUAAACAUGAAGGCCAAAAGUUGAAAACAUAGUUGAGGGCUCAAAAUGGGAUGAACCCUCUUAAAGUUUUAUAUUAACGUCUCCAAACUCUAUCAGUAGGCUGAAUAUGGUUUUUAAGGCAAAUCCUGUCAAAUAACAGGGGCCAUCAUGAGAAAGUCAGGUGGUGAGGUUGAUGCACUUUCACUUCGAGUGGUAGUUGCAACUUAGAAGAGUUUGGGCAAGGUCGGAAUUAGGAAACUUGGGUAGACUAAUCGGAAAAGACCUAAGGCGGUUGCCCCUGCUGCCCUCCCCCUAGGACCGGCCAUGUUUCAGGCUUUCAGCAGAUGAGCAAAGAGAUGGAAAGGCUGGGUGAUUUGUCAACCCCAUAAGUAUCUAUUUUCUUACUCCAUUUAUGCUUGGUGUUAUUCUUGUGAGAGCCUUGGCUAAUGAUGUAAUAUUGCAGCUUUAUCUGCAGUACCAAAAGAGUUUCUAGUUUUUGAGUGAGUACAUUUGUGGCUUAAUACGACUAGUUUUUGUGCUCACAUCUGCCACAAGAAUUCUUUCGGAUUCAGAAUGGUAAUAUUUGAUGAUA
Messenger RNA from Cuscuta epithymum, 2332 nucleotides. NCBI's taxonomy places the organism in Eukaryota, Viridiplantae, Streptophyta, Magnoliopsida, Solanales, Convolvulaceae. The record is from the annotation of a GenBank genome assembly.